Paramuricea clavata is the source of this 4200-nucleotide messenger RNA. The record is from the annotation of a GenBank genome assembly. Lineage: Eukaryota; Metazoa; Cnidaria; Anthozoa; Malacalcyonacea; Plexauridae.
AUGCGUUGUAGUGAUAUGUGCAAGACGUGCCUGGAUGGCUUCAGUAAUGGUCGUUGUUCUUCCUGUGACAAGCCUUAUUUCUUACGUAAGUGGUUUUUACGGAAGAGGUUAUUUCGCUGGCCUCAGAGUGACAAAACGUAACAAAGCAACGGUUUUACUAACACUAAUCCUAUUCCAAAUAGGAAUGUUCGGUAUGAGAAAUUUCCGGUAUCGGUAUACCGAAAAAAUUAUACCGAUAUUAUCGGUAUACCGGUUUUCCUUUGAUAAUUAUAAAGGGAAAUUCUGUAAUGGAAGUUUGAAGGAAAUUUUGAGUAAUUCUAAAAGGGAAAACGAUAAUUUCGAAGCUGUUUCGAACAUGUUUCGAAAGACAUGCACGUACUCUUACUGAAGUGGAAAUUCUAAAUCAUUGCAGUAGAAAGUUAUUUGAAUUGCCAUUCAGUAGUAAAAUAAAGGUUAUGAUUUCGCCAUAUAGUUGGUAAAUUUAACACGGUAUACCGAAAAAUUCCGGUAUAUCCGAAAUUUCGGUAUAUCGGUAUGGUUGAAUAUCCGGUAUCGAUAUACCGAUACUGAUUUAAUACCGAUAUUUUCGGUAUAUCGGUAUACCGAACAGUCCUAAUUCCAAACCGUAAUCCUAACCCUAACCUAACCCUGCUCCAAGUUUGUUUCUAAACCAAUCUUGAAGAUAAUAUUUUUGACGAAAUGUCAUUCUGAGGUCAGCGAAAUAACUUCUUCCGCGGGGGAAAGGGGGAGGAGGAUGCUGGGAGGAAGGGAGAAAGAAAUAGGGGGAAAGAGGGAGGGGGAGGAAAAGGAGAAGGAAGGGGUAGAGGAAAGAGGAGGGAAGCAAGAGGGGAAGGGACAGGUUGGUGGGGUGAAAGGUCGGAGGGAAAAGAGGAAAGAAUGAAGGAAAGGUCUAAAGAAAAAAGGAGGGAGGAGGGGGAAUGGUGGAAGGCUGGAAUUAAAGGACGAAAGAAUACAUCCUUUUUUGUACUUGUCUUUAAAUUGAGCUCAUGUAUGACAUCUGAAAGAUCACUUGAAACCAACUGCUUCUCAGUGAGUGGAAUAAUAGGGCCAUUUAUACGGGACAAAAUAAGACGCGACUUACAUAAGACGCGACUUAAAUAAGACGCGAGUUUGUCGUAUAAAAGGUACAGAAUUCUUAUGUAAGACGCGUCUUGGAUAAGACGCGUCUUACAUAAGAACAGGACUUUUAGCUGUUCUUAUUUAAGUCGCGUCUUAAAUAAGAAAUUUUAGACAAAAAUUCUAACUACACAUGCCCGAAACUUGAAACAACGUAAAAUUAUUAGCCUUGCAUAUUAAAACAAAAACAACCGAAACAACAUUACAGCUAUAGCGAGUAAAGAAGAAUAAAGCCGUAGAGAACCAUUUAUGCCGAUAACUCCGCUUAUAUAAGACUUAUGUAAGUCGCGACUUAUUUUGUCCCGUAUAAAUGGCCCUAUUGAGUGUCUUUCAUGACAAGCAAAUUUUUGCUGUUGAUCUCAAUGAGUGUAUAAUUGCUGCAUUGUUAAGAGGCAAUUUUUUUCAAUGUCACGUAUUUGCAAUGAAAAGUGUUCAAAACCUAAAAUCCUUUUGGCGUUCCUCUCAAAAUUGCUUUGUUUUAGCUUUAUUCUCUAGUUUAUACAGUUAGCUACCUUUUUAAAUGCGUCUGCCGGUUGAGAAACAUAAAAUAAUAGUUAAAAAUUGUCAAUUAAAAUACAAUUAUGAAUGAUGCUUUAAAAUUGACGCCAUAUUUGCAGCCAUAUACUCUAAGCAAAACGUACUGAACUUCAGACAUCAUUUUCUCUUUGGCGUACCAUCUAAAAUCUCUUCGUUUUAGCAUUAUUUUACAGAUAAAGCACUAAAUAUACUUUUUAAGUUUGUUUGCCGAUUGAGAAACGUUUCGAAAAAUAAAAAUUUUGAAUUUAGUCAUAACCUCAAGUGAUAUAUUAUACGCAUUAGUUUUGAGCGCGUGUUACGUAACAUAAAAAAAACUCUUAAAUCUUCCUUCAUAACUUUAUCUUCAACUUUUUAGGCGGCUCUACAUGCGUGGAAACAUGUUACCCUGACCAUACCCUGGAAGACCUUAUGGGCGGAGAAACACCCUCUGGAAAUAUACGUUUAGUGAACGGUUCCAACGAUCGAGAAGGAUUCAUUCAAAUGAGGACAAAGAGUCAGAAUAAUUACAAAUGGGGAAUAAUAUGUAAUACAAAUCAAGUUAUCACUACUCUGGUUUGUCAAGAGCUGGGCUUUCAAAGUGGUAGUCUUGUACGAUAUAACCGCCUUUACUGUAAGUUGAGACGCAUUCAAUACACCCUUCCAGAAAGUGCUCGUGGCUUUUAUUUAGAGGCUUUUACCUUGUUACAGGUGACACAUUUGCGAAAUCAUAAAGUUAUAUCAGUGAAUAUAAAAGACUUGUUUAUAAUUACGUCAUCAGAACCAAGAUAAAGGGCUCUCGGUCACGGAAACGAGGCUUUGCGGAAGGGUUUAUUUUUUAAUGCCACCAGCUUUACCCCUAUGUGUUCCACGAAGGUUGUCCCUGUUAACCAUUUAUGCCUCGUCAGAAUACCCUCCCGUUAACUGUUCACUAAUUGUCUGAUAUUUUCUAGCUUUCGCCCGUGUUCCAAUAUUUCAAGUAUCUUGUAACGGCUAUGAGAAAUAUUUGACAGACUGUAAUCUGCAUUCAGCAUACUAUUGCGCAAGGCCUUUCAUAGCAUGUUCUAACAAACCGCUGGACAAGCGAGUCUGCCGUAAAGAGAAUACAAUCCCAUGUGCCAGCGGAGUUUGUUUCAGUUACCCUUCGGUUUCAUGCGCUAAUGGUGAUGGCAAAGUCGUUCCGAAAGGGCGUUCGUAUUGUAAACAUUGCCCCCCCAAUUAUUACGGCGAUGGAGUUAACUGCCAAGGUAUGAGCCUGUGGGGUAUUGGUGGGGAGGGGAGGCGGGCGGCAGCCAGUAUAGACCGAUUCUAUUGUGAUCAAACACCCCAAGGUUUCCCCUAGUGCUCCGGUUUGCUCCCGUGGUGACACUGGAGCAAUCAGAGCUGUCCUGCAUAAAUAAGGUGUACGUUUCCUCUUGCAUUAAUACUGGAUCAAUAAGAGAUGACACGUACUGGAUUUCUAGAGAAAACAGUUUAGAACUGAUAGAGCUAUCCAGUAUAAAUGAAGUUAGUUUAGUUUAGGUUUCCUCCUGUAGUAACACUGGAUCAAUAAGAGAUGAUCCUUACUGGACCUCUAGGAAGAACAGUUUAGAACUGAUAGAGCUAUCCAGUAUAAACUAUAAAUGAAGUUAGUUUAGUUUAGGUUUCCUCCUGUAGUAAUACUAGAUAAAUUAGAGAUGAUACUUACUGGACGGAGAACAAUUUGGAACUGAUAGAGCUAUCCAGUAUAAAUAAUCUUAGUUUUGUUUAGGUUUCCUCCUGUAGUAAUACUAGAUAAAUUAGAGAUGAUACUUACUGGACGGAGAACAAUUUGGAACUGAUAGAGCUAUCCAGUAUAAAUAAAGUUAGUUUAGUUUAGGUUUCCUCCUGCAGUAACACUGGAUCAAUAAGAGAUGAUCCUUACUGGACCUCUAGAGAGAACAGUUUAGAACGGAUAGAGCUAUCCAGUAUAAAUGAAGUUAGUUUAGUUUAGGUUUCCUCCUGUAGUAGUACUAGAUAAAUUAGAGAUGACACUUACUGGAUGGAGAACAGUUUGGAACUGGUAGAGCUAUCUAGUGUCAAUAAAGUAGUUUUCUAUGUACGUUUGCAUGGCGAUAAAACAUAUAAUAGUUGUGUUUGUGGAAACACCACGUAAGCCCGUAAGCCGUACGAUCCGUAAGCCCGGAUAUUCAUCAGUGCUAAUAAUAUGAUCGAAAGCUUUGCAGUAAUAAAUUUACGUGGUGUUUCCACAAACAAAAUUAUUAUAAAGUAAUUUUCAUUAAUUUUUUGUGUUUUUAGCCAUCUCUAAAGUUGCACCGUCUGUUCGACAAACCUACAUUGAGCAUCAACUGAGGCUUCGGGCUACCUACUAUUUUCCAUGUUUUGGACGUUCUGGAACGCUUUAUAUCUAUCCGAAUCGUAAGAGCUGGUUUAAAGAUGAGAAAAAUGUGGACGUGUCCAGCGGUCGCUUCCGUUUAGGACCUGUACAGUAUGAAGAUGCUGGCAUCUAUAAAUGUCUCCUGGGAAAUUCUAUGGGCUCUGUUACUAUCACUUUUAAUAUCACUAUCGUAG